Messenger RNA from Diprion similis, 540 nucleotides. Its product is annotated as flexible cuticle protein 12-like. Lineage: Eukaryota; Metazoa; Arthropoda; Insecta; Hymenoptera; Diprionidae. The transcript is spliced from 2 exons. Gene Ontology annotation, molecular function: structural constituent of chitin-based larval cuticle. Bases 134 to 454 code for a protein of 106 amino acids. The record is from RefSeq and is a predicted model, not a curated record. Gene Ontology annotation, cellular component: chitin-based extracellular matrix.
AGUGCAUCAUCAGUUCCACGUUUAUUACUUAUCCUGGUCUCCGAGAUUUGUUAUAAUCGUCGCCGCUAUUCUAUACAAGGAAAUAUCUUUGCGAGAAGAAAACCUGCUAGGACCGAGAGAAAACAGUCUAAUCAUGAAGAUAGCGAUUCUCGUCUUCGCAGCUAUUUUGGGGACGGUAGUGUCGGCGCCGCAGGGCAGUCCGAACGAAGUAACCAUCGUGCAACAGGAAGAACAGAACAACAUCGGAGUCAGUGGUUACAAAUACAGCUACGAGUUGAGCGAUGGCCAGAAAAAAGAAGAAACAGCUGAAUUGGUGAACGAGGGAACCGACGAAGAGAGUUUGGUUGUAAAGGGCAGCUUCGCCUUCGUUGGUCUCGAUGGGCAAACCUAUGUGGUAACCUACGUAGCUGACAAGGACGGCUUCCGGCCUGUUGCCCAGCAUUUGCCUAAGUAAAUGACGUGCAGUCUUGUUUGACUCAAAUUGAAUAUGAUCACUGAAAGAGCGUAGACUGCAGCUGUAGCGUGUAACGAUUCAUAAAU